CACUGCUCUCCCUCGUUGCUCUCCCCAGGGCUGCCGAGGUCUCUGGUACAGGCUCCUGUCCCUGCUCCGCGCUGCCCAGCCCGGGCACUAUGCCCUGAAGCAGAUUGGUGGCCGCUUCGGCUCCAGUGUCCUGUCCUACUUCCUCUUUCUCAAGACACUCCUUAUGUUGAACUUCUGUUCAUUCUUCAUCCUGCUGGCCUUCGUGGUGGUCCUGCAGGCCGUGUACCCCGCUGCAUCAGUGAGCCCCCAGCCCUUCACUGGGCUGGAGCUGCUCACAGGAGCGGGCCACUUCACUCACUCGCUGCUGUACUACGGCUACUACAGCAACGCCACCCUGAACGACCCCUGCGCCUCCACUCCUGAGGGCAGCGUGUGCCCCCUCCCAGCCCCCCUGCUCCCCUACAACCUGCCACUGGCCUACCUGUUCAGUGUUGGGGCCUCCUUCCUUGUCACCUGCAUCCUGCUGGUGUACAGCGUGUCCUGCUCUUUUCGGGAGAGCGUGAAGAGCGCCACGGGGGACUUGGCCAUCAAGGUCUUCUGUGCCUGGGACUUCAAGGUGAUCCAGAGGCGCUCGGUGAAGCUGCAGUGCGAGAACAUCUGCACCCAGCUGAAG
Zonotrichia albicollis (white-throated sparrow) is the source of this 613-nucleotide messenger RNA. Lineage: Eukaryota; Metazoa; Chordata; Aves; Passeriformes; Passerellidae. The record is from RefSeq and is a predicted model, not a curated record.